AUGGAUGACUCCCCUAUGAUCGGAGAUUACAAACUGAUUCGCACUCUUGGCAAAGGAAUCAGUGGAAAGGUCAAAUUGGCCAUGAAUACGAAGAAUGGUGAGGAAGUUGCAAUCAAAAUCAUCAAAAAGUCAUCAUUCGACCAAAGACCUGACCUCAACCAGAAAAUACAACGAGAAACAACACUGAUGAAGUUGAUUGAUCACCCUCAUCUUCUUGGACUUAUUGAAGUCCUCGAAUCUCCUAGGCAUUUAUAUAUCAUUACAGAAUACGCGUCCAAAGGAGAAUUAUUUGAUUAUUUGGUUGAAAAGAGAUUCUUACCACAGCCAGAGGCCGUCAAAUUCUUCCGUCAAAUCAUAUACGGACUCGAGUAUUUACACUCCCUUGGUAUUUGUCAUAGAGAUCUUAAACCAGAGAACAUUUUAUUAGACUCAAACUACAACGUUAAGAUCGCAGACUUCGGUUUCGCCCGUUUUGUCCAAUCAAACAUCGCAGAAACUUCAUGCGGAUCACCGCAUUACGCUGCUCCAGAAGUCAUUCGCGGACUUCCAUACGAAGGCAAGAAAGCUGAUAUAUGGAGUUGCGGCGUCAUCUUUUACGCAUUACUUGCCGGCUAUUUACCGUUUGAUGAUCCAAAUAUUCGUACUCUUCUUGCCAAAGUCAAGAGGGGCGUAUAUUCGAUGCCGAAAACAUUCACAGCAGAAGCAAAAGCACUCAUAAACGGCAUGUUGCAGAUCGAUCCAAAGAAUCGCUUUACGAUCCAACAAAUUAAAGAGUCACCUAUCUUCAGAGAAGGCCUUAAUCCAGAAUAUGUAUUACCAGCACCACCACCGACACCAAACUUUACAGAGCCAAUACCAGAAUCUCAAAUCGACGAUCAAAUCCUCGAUAUCCUUUAUAAAAUCGGUUAUACAGACGCAGAAGUACUACGUAAAGAGCUUACAAGUGACGAAGCCGCUCUUUCGAAGGUCUUUUACCGUAUGGCAACCAGUCGAAUUUCAAUCGAACAACUUAACUGGGACGGAACAGAUACAAGCCCAAAGUUCUUCGAUACAAUCGAAUGCGAACCUACCAAACAAGCAUUCGUCAAUGGUGUUGGCCCGUUCCACCGCAUGACUGGCUCUCCACAAUCGUUGACAAGAGAUGGACCAAUGUCUCUCGCUGUCAGACCAGACUGGGAUGCUGUUGUUCCACAGGGAACAGAUGUUCUCAUGGACCAGACUCUCCAGCAUGAAAGUAUCGAACAAGAAGAGGCAAUGUUAGUUUGCCAGAAAACUUGUAACAAUUUGAACAUGAAAUGGUUCCAUCCGGACGAUUUCACGAUAUUCGCAAGAAGUGUCGAUAAGGGAACAUUCAUUGAAGUGGAUUCCUAUAGAUCGGGAGAUGGUUGUGUAAUGGAAGUUCACUUAUGUGGCGGCUCGGCUGACAUCUUCAAUGCUUUCGUUGAACAUGUCGCUGAGUUACUUGAUCAGGAAAGCAAGGAUGAGGAAAGCAUUUAA
Messenger RNA from Trichomonas vaginalis G3, 1497 nucleotides. RefSeq names its product protein serine/threonine kinase protein. Lineage: Eukaryota; Parabasalia; Trichomonadida; Trichomonadidae. Gene Ontology annotation, cellular component: cytoplasm. The transcript has a single exon. Gene Ontology annotation, biological process: intracellular signal transduction; protein phosphorylation; microtubule cytoskeleton organization. The record is from RefSeq and is a predicted model, not a curated record. Bases 1 to 1497 code for a protein of 498 amino acids. Gene Ontology annotation, molecular function: tau-protein kinase activity; ATP binding; protein serine/threonine kinase activity.